AUUCUUCAAGCAGCUAGGGAUGGAAACGCGCCGCUUUCUUCCGAAAUGGAGGCACUCGUGCGGUUGUCCGUUCCAGAUGCUAACACAUGCACCCUACCAGCUGCUGUUGAGCGUGCUACCAGGGAGUUUUCCAGUGAGCUCGCAUAUCUGACGCUGCGGCCUCAAGCAGAAGCAGACCUUGAGCUAGCACCAGUAGCUUUUCUUGCUGGAUACGUUGUGAGAGCAUGUGAGAAAAAGGUGCCAUGCGAGUCGUGCAAUGCCCUGCUGCAAACAGCAGAAGCGACAGGACCACUCCACGGUCUCAUCAAAAACAUGGACAAUGGGGGCUUGGCGUACCCAAGGAUGGAAGUGGUCGGGCUUUGCAAGCUCACCUGCACCUUUGUUCAGCGUGUCAUGAAGGCAGACGACGUCAGAAAAAGCAGCAAGUUGUGCCACAUUCUGAUGUCAGCCUUGCUACCACAUCUCACUCACUGUGGGCAUUUCAUGUGUGAAAAAAAACGACCACGCUCACACUGAGGAGCUCUUCAAGGUAUUCUUUAAAAAGUUGCUGCGGCCUCUUAUAGCCAAUUGGGCUGGUAAUGCAAGUGCAACUGUAGAGCGAGUCCUGACGUUGUCGCAUAAACCUCUGUCAAGGAAAGUUUUCCGCCUGUGAAUAAGCUCUUCGUUAGUUACAAUAAAAU
Rhipicephalus sanguineus (brown dog tick) is the source of this 680-nucleotide messenger RNA. RefSeq lists its product as uncharacterized. Bases 46 to 516 code for a protein of 156 amino acids. The record is from RefSeq and is a predicted model, not a curated record. The transcript is spliced from 2 exons. Lineage: Eukaryota; Metazoa; Arthropoda; Arachnida; Ixodida; Ixodidae.